Molecule: messenger RNA, 1134 nt
Organism: Rhagoletis zephyria (snowberry fruit fly)
Lineage: Eukaryota; Metazoa; Arthropoda; Insecta; Diptera; Tephritidae
Product: DNA topoisomerase 1-like
Source: RefSeq, a predicted model, not a curated record
GACAUCAAGACUCAGAAUGGGUCUUCUGAAGUGGUGCAGUUGAAUGGAGUAAGUAACGGCCAUCACACCAGUAGUAGCAGCAGCAGUAAGCAUAAAUCCUCUAGCAAGGACAAACACCGUGACAAAGACCGUAGCGAUCAUAAAAGUUCGAGCUCGAGUUCAAAGGAUCACAAAAGUAGCAGUCGCGACAAAGAUAGACACCAUAGCAGUUCGUCGUCCAGUAACAAGGAUAAACAUCGCGAUAAAGACCGUGAUGGCAAGCACAGCUCUAGCUCGAGCUCGAGUCACCGGGAUAAAGACCGUGACAAGGACAAGGAUAAACACAAAUCAUCGUCUUCAUCGAGCUCUAGCCAUCAUAAGAGCUCUUCCAAGGAUAAAGAUCGAAAAGAUAAAGACCGCAAGAGGGACAAGGAUAAGGAUCGCCAUCGCAGUUCGUCGUCUUCGAAACACAAACAUUCCAGCUCUAGUUCUUCGAAAUCAUCAUCCGGUGACAAGCCAAAAUUAUUAGAUGGGGAAUUUAUUAAACCCGAACCGAUCUCGCAACCUUUAGCUGAUUCACAAUCAAACGGUUAUAAUACUGAUUUUGCUGCACUCAGACCAGAACCAGUGGGAAACGAUUAUAUGGAUGAAUCAAAUACCGGAUUUGAUAAUAAUCAGUCUAAUAAUGGUUAUGAAGAGAAAUCGUUCAUUAAAAUGGAAGAACAAAAUAAUAUAAAUAUUUCGCAGGCCAGCUCAUGUGACUAUUCCAUGUCACAAUUUAAGGAGGAUGAGCCGGCAUUUGUUGUAAAAGAAGAGGCCAGUGGCGAUGAAGAUAGCAAACGAGGGGGAAGUGCAGAACGUGAAGACGACGAGGAAGACAUCCCUCUGGCUAAGCGAAAAACAAGUGCUAAACCACGUGAUCCACUUGCUGACGAUGAAGAUGAUGAAGAGGAUGUACCUCUUGCUAAGCGUAAAAUAAAGGCCGAACCUGAAGAUGAAGAUGACGAUGAGGAUGUGCCAUUGUUGGCACGAAAGAAGCCCAAAAAGGAACCAUCUGCUAGCAAGUCUAAGAAUAAAAAGAAACGUGUUAAAGAAGAGGAAGAGGAGGAAUAUGAAGAGACAAAACCCAAAAAGAAAAAGACUAAAAAGGUAUAG